Salvelinus sp. IW2-2015 is the source of this 6065-nucleotide messenger RNA. Its product is annotated as probable G-protein coupled receptor 21. Lineage: Eukaryota; Metazoa; Chordata; Actinopteri; Salmoniformes; Salmonidae. Gene Ontology annotation, biological process: G protein-coupled receptor signaling pathway; cellular response to light stimulus; phototransduction. Gene Ontology annotation, cellular component: plasma membrane. Gene Ontology annotation, molecular function: G protein-coupled photoreceptor activity. The record is from RefSeq and is a predicted model, not a curated record.
CAGAGCGAGAGAAACAAGGCUGAAUCAACUCCACAGAAAAGAGAGAGACUGGGUUUCUGCAUCGGUAUGCCUGCUCCUGCUCUCUCAUUUCCACCAUAUGCCGCUGCUGCCUCUCUGAGGAGACCUGGACUCUGUUUAAAAUGCCAGUCACCUGCUUGAGGCUACUCCUUCAUCCUCAAUCAUUUACAUUUAACAUUUAUACUCUCUGUUCCCGGCGUGAGAGAGACCGGGAGAGCCUGAGUGAGAAGAGUGGAUGAGAAUUGCCUUGCUUUUCUCCUUUCUGCUGAAGUUCCUGCGGAGAUUAGCAGAGCGGGUGGUUUCGACUCUUUGGACACUAUCCGUCUGAGCUGUCCGUGUUCGGAGGAAAAGACUGAAGGAGAGGACACAACAUUCUCUGGAAACAUCGGACUCUAUAUCACCUGAGAUAUUUGGGAACACGUGACUACAUUUUUACGAGACAAACCGGUAUUAUAGUAAGCAAAGAUGAUGAAACUUGUUUGACCUUUUUAUAUAUAUUUCCCCCCUGCUCUUCAUGCAGCAGGCACACAGCGCUGCACGUGUUGGCUGUGUCUUUUCUGAGGAGAGAACGAGAAGUAGGAUGAGAGCCUGCCAGAGUAUUUGUCCUCUGCUAUCUGUGUCCUCUGUGUGACUCCUCUGUGUCUGUGCAGUGAGGGGUGCCCUGGGAGACUCCCUAGUCCCUGAUCGUGGGCGAGGGCUAGUCCUCACAUUGCUGCUGACAUGGCAGAGGGAACACAGCUCCUCUCUUCGGGGCACCAACCUGGUCUGCUGCUGAGCUAGGACUUGGACCAGCCAUUGACCAUCCCCAGCCAAGUUCCAGUCCUCUGUCUCUGGAUCUGGUUUCAGACCAGGGGCUUUCAGAAGGCUCACUGGCUGCAAGAUGAACUUUUCCUUGGACCUGCUGGACCUUGAGCUCCUGAACCAGAGCGGCUCUCCUUUCUGCCUUCUAGACAUGGGCUACUCCCAGAUCUUCAACACCUGUCUUUUAGAGGUGGCCAUCAUCUUGCUCCUCACAGUUCUCAUCAUCUGUGGCAACCUGGUGGUGAUCUUUGUCUUCCACUGUGCUCCACUGCUCCACCACCACACCACCAGCGCCUUCAUCCAGACCAUGGCCUACGCAGACUUGUUAGUUGGGGUCAGCUGCCUCAUCCCUUCCCUCUCCCUCCUCCACCACCUGAAAGGGCUGGAUGAAGAGCUCACCUGUAAGGUGUUUGGUUACAUGGUUUCCGUGUUGAAGAGCGUUUCCAUGGCGUCACUGGCGUGCGUUAGCGUGGACCGCUACAUGGCGAUAACGCGGCCGCUGUCGUAUGCUACACUGGUGACACCGUGCCGGAUCCGCGUGUGCAUCCUCCUCAUCUGGCUCUACUCCGCCCUCGUCUUCCUGCCCUCCUUCUUCGGCUGGGGGAAGCCUGGCUACCACGGCGACGUGGUGGAGUGGUGCGCCAUGGAGUGGGGGACAAAGCCGCUCUUCACGUCGUUCAUCGUGGCGCUGCUCUACGUGCCGGCCGCCAUGACGGUCUGCUUCACCUACGCCAACAUCUUCCGUAUCUGCCGGCAACACACGAAGGAGAUCAGCGAGCGCCGCGCCCGCUUCAGCACGCAGGAGAGCUCUCUGGGACAGGACGGCCAGCCGCAGCACGCGCCGGCGUGCACGGACAAACGCUACGCCAUGGUGCUGUUUCGCAUCACCAGCGUUUUCUAUCUCCUCUGGCUUCCCUACAUCCUGUACUUCCUGUUGGAGAGCGCUGGAAUCUACCGUCACCCCGUCGCCUCGUUCCUCACCACCUGGCUGGCUAUCAGCAACAGCUUCUGUAACUGUCUGAUCUAUAGUCUAACCAACAGUGCCUUCCGGAAGGGUUUAAAACGGCUAUGUUCAUUCUGCGUGCAGCGUGUGGACAGUAAGAAUCCUUUUGGCCCUGGGCCGGGGCACGGACAGGGGCCAGUCUGCACACGCUCCACAUGCCAUGUGUAGGACCUCCCAGAGACCCGUGUGAUGGUCGAGUCAGUGUGUCGUGUUGCUAAAGCACUAAGUGUGUCCCGUGUUGAUGCUGAGCUAAGGGGAACAGGCUUCACAGGAAGUUGUGUUGCUACGGUUGUUUCCAGACAGUUGGAUGUUUGCGUUCCUGGCCACAGCUGGCUCUGACAGGAUCGGCUCCAGGACCUGAGCGCUUUGAGCCCCGCGUGGGAAGUACAGCCCAGCCUCUGCCAUGAGAGAGGUAGAACAUGGAGGGGGAGUGAGAGUCAGAAUAAGGAUGUGGAAUUACAUGACCCUAACCUUUGACUCCAGUUACGGAUGACAGAGCUAUGGCUACGUUGUUUCAGCGUUUUGCCGUGGAUGGAGUGUUAGUUGAUUGAACACCUCCCUUCUGACAGUACUUGCCAAAAACACAAACUGUAAGAACACAAGAACACAUGUUCUUAUGGGAGAAAUAUGUUUGAGACUGUGUAUCUUCCUAGCAGUUUGUGAAACAAUGUGUAUUUGUGCCAUGACUACAGUGUAUUAAAUGCAACAAAGUACUCACAUAAUUUAAAAAACUGAAAAACACUUUAAUACUGAGCUAAGGGGAGCUGUCAAUAACUUAUUUAAAUGUUUUCCCUUGUGGUUUUUAUUUAAACACGGAAACUGAAUAUUUACAAUAUUGUGCUCUGAAGGGUGCAGCAAGCUCAGACUGAAGAGAAGCAAGUUACUUCAUAAUUAAUUUUUAUCUGGGCUGUUCUGAGGCAGAGGUACGGGCAGAGAAAGGGAGGACCACUUUGUUUAGAGGUUUAAACACCAGGACUAGUUUACUAGCGAGGGAUCAGAGUAAUCAUUGACUGGAUGACUUUUGUUUCAACAAGCUUCCUUAUCAUCAGAGCCUGUCUGACUCUGUAACCAAAGUACAUUGCAGACAGUACGUUCCAGUUCACUUAUGAGGAGAAUGUGGUCGCUGUGUCAAAGCAGAAGAUUGAUUGAAAAUUGAUUGUUUAAGUUUCAGAGUAGUUUAUCAUCUCCAAAGCGUUGCCCCUUUGUCUGUUGCAUCCGGUAUUAACAAGCCAAUACAAGUUGGCCUGAUUAGUGACCUUUACUGUCUUCAUUAUCUAAGAUUUUUCCGAUGAGACUUUCUGAAAGAAUGAGCGAACAUCCACAUCUGAUUUUAUUUUCGAUGUCAAAUUUUAUUUUUCAAUUAUCUGGUUACUCAACGUGGUCUCAGGGCAAUUCGUAUUAUUCUGUACAUAGAUCUGUGACACUUCUUUUUAGUAUGAUAUAUUACGUUAUAUUAUGAAUGCAAUUGCGGUUGUACAAUAUCAUAUGAUUAUAGGAUAUGGUCUAUAGUAUCAUUCGUCUUACCCGGUCGCACAAUUGCUUACGAAUUGGAUGAAUUAACUUCUUCGGGACGUAUAGUAUUAUACGUCUUUCUCUGAGGCCAGGUUGCUUGUUGCGCCAUACCAACAAAGGAGAAUGAUGAGAAUAAUUUACUUUGGUGGUUAGGCGACAACAAUUGCGUCAAGUUGGAAGUAAAUAAAGUUAAUACCAGGCUAAAAUACGAUUUUAAUGUGUGCACGAUGCAUUUUUUGUUAUUAUUUGUGAAUUUAUCUUUGAUAGUAUGUGCUUGUUUCUGUGCAUCGACGUCUCUGCAAUGCUCUCCCUGUCGUGGAAAAUAGACUCAAGCGAUCCCCGCUUCGCGAACGUGCUGCUUUUUCAUGUUGUAUAUAGCAUGUCUCAUACAUCAUCGUGAGUUGUUAAACUGCGACUCGCGUUAACGGUGACGUGACGGCGUUAUAGUUUGGCCAUGGGUUAAUGACAGUGAAUGUUGAUGGUGAAUGUUGAGAAAGCUGUGAGCUGCUGUUAGCUGAGGACCAAUAGGGCUCUGGUCAAAAGUAGUGUACUAGAUAGGGAAUAGGGUGCCAUUCGGGAUGUAACCUGUAACACAGGAACCUGUAGGGCUGCAUUACUAUACAGUACAAUGAAACCGAUAGAAAUGAUGAUCUCUAUGUUCAACUGUUUUUGGUCCAAUGUUACUAGAUAUUUAUUAGACCUUUCACAGGCUUUGGCCUCUUGAAACUUUUCUCUCUCUUUUUAUGGUAGCCUACUCCUCCAUUUGGGAGCCAAAUAUACAAUAUAAUUAGUAGCUUUAUUUUCUUAGUUGACCAAAGUUGAAUGUGUGUUAGAUGUUAUAUAUUUCAAAAAGAACGAGACGGAAUGAGAGAUUUAGAGAGAAAUAACGUGUAAUUUAGGUGGAUUUUUUUUUAAUGGAAGUUUUCAUGUUAGGAAUUUUGCAGUGAUGACGGUAUGGACAGACAUUGAGUUGGACUACUGUAUUGUUAGGCUGCCUCUUCAAUGAAUACAGUGCUGUUCAUCUUUAUGUAGGCUAAAGGUCCAUGUUACAUUUCAAAUGUGUACAUAGUCUUAUGCAUGUUUUGCCUACUGUAUAUAUUUGAUGAGGUGAUUCGAAUAAGAAAGCUCACAAUUCAAAUAUCGUCAAACUACAAACACUUUUGGAGACUGCCUUCGCGCAGUCAAAGGGCACAGUGCAAUACGUUCAUCGUUCCUCCAUUUUGUCCGUUUUACUGAAGAACGACAACACGUAGGCCUAUCAGACACAAUCAAUGCAUUUAAAAAAAAUAUAUAUCUACAUUUUACCACCGGUUAUUGAAACAAUAGAUCUGUUUCUCUCUAUUGACCAUGUGAUGUUCCUGAACUGUUAGUGAUAUCCUGGUAAUAAUAGUGUUUCUGCCAGAGUCAUCACACGCUGUUCACCGCUUUAUUACUUUCACAUGACUUUCUCCGUGACUCUUCUGCCCUUUGGAGAUGUGUGUGGGUGCUUUGUAUGCUACUAUGUUUGAUGUGCGAAUGCAUAGUUUUUUUUGUUAAUGUUUGGGUCUUUUUUAGUCUGUUGGAUACUGACAGGCGGCUCGGUUCUCUCAAAACCUAAUAUUUGCUCACGGAAGUAUGCCAAAUAUUGAUUGGGUUUCCUACUGUUGUACUUUCGAACAGGCUCUUAUUUUUUCAGAUACUGACCACUUAGUAUUCCGUUGAGGUGGAUUUUCUACUUCUUAAACAAUUCCUUACAUUUGUAUACCAUUUUCCAUGCUUUCGGGUUAAUGGAUUUACUGAUAUUGUUGUGUAUUUAAAAGAGAAUUUAGGUGUUCUUCUUUUGAGGAAGAUAUGAGUUCAACAUUUGGCAGUAUCUCCAUCUAGGUGUCAGUUUAGUUGAACUCUAUUCAAUCCAGCAGUCAGUUGACGGUACUUUAGAAAGGGGCAAAACUGGGGGAAAGGUUUCUUGCUUCGCUAUUUUGCUGAUGUACGUUUUUGGGGACAUUUCAAUGCCAAAGAACCACGGCAAGUCCUUUUUCUUUUUCAAUGUGGGAAAACAUCAAAGUGCUAGGGUUAGUGAUCCCGGGGACCCAAACUCCCAUGAUGACCUGCUCUCGACAGUGCCAUAUUAGGAUGUUGUGAGACCUGAUAUGAUGCUGGAAACGUCCAUGCCAAAUCUGGGACAGUUUUGUGGCCCAAGCUUUACUAGAGGACUACACACCCACGCACACAGGGUGCACACACACACACACACAGGGUGCACACACACACACACACACUGUUUUCCCUUCUGUUAGCCAACAUGUCCUUAUUGAAUUUUCUCAUAUGUAUUUUCUUAAUGCUCUAAAUUGUCAGGCCAGGCUCUCUUAAUGGCUAGCUCAUGACCCGGCUGUUUUAAGUGGCUCAGCUCUUUAUCGGAUUAAGAGGAGAAUGGACACAUUAACAAGAAGGCCGUUUGGCUGGAAAUGUCCCAAAACAUGGUUGAAAAUGUGACUUAAAAAAAAAAAAGUGAUGUUUAACAUUGGUUGAACUCUAUUCAAUGUUUCAAUUAUUCAUCGCAAAUGCUGGGUAAACUGAAUGUUGUGGGGCUUAAACAUAAUCAUGUUCUCCAUGUUAUUUAAGGCUAGUUAACUAACUCAGUACCAUGAGCCUUGUAAUGAUGUCAUGUUGUAGAGUAGAGUUGUCUGGAGAUAUUUCUAUUCUGGUGUAUUAUUCUGCACUGAGCAAAUAAAUGUGAUCUUAUCUAAAGGAA